AUGCAGUUCACCAUCGCCACCAUUGUUGCCUUCGCCGCCGCUGCCCAGGCCGGCCCCCUCGCCAUCCGCGCCAACACCUGCAACAGCGCGCCUGCUGGCCCCGUCAACGCUGACGUCCAGCCUCGCUCCCAGCCUGCCGCGGCCAACGCCGACGCUUGCCAGAAGCUUUGCGAGGCUGACUCCGGCUGCCAGUCUUUCGUCUUCGGCCUUCCCCCCUCCGGCACCACUCCCCUCUGCUACCUCUACGCCGUCCCGGCUGCCCAGGUUCCUCCCCAGAGCAACUCUAACCUGAUGGUCUUCGACAAGGCUUGCACUGGCGUCCCUACCGCCGCCCCCACCCAGAACAACAACAACGGCGCCGGCAACAACAACAACAACGGCCAGGCCAACAACAACAACGGUCAGGCUGCUAACAACGGCCAGACUGGCAACAACGGCCAGACUGAGCAGCCCAAGAAGCGCAACGUCUGCGGCGCCGCCCCCACCGGCCCUGCCACCAGCGCCCCCAACCCUCUGGUCACCCGCUCCGACAUCGCCACCCAGGACGCCUGCCUUGCUCUCUGCAAGCAGACCUCUGGCUGCCAGGCUGUCGAGUUCGGCAAGCCUUCCGCCAACGAGCCCGUCCAGUGCCGCCUCUUCAACGUUCCCGCUGCUCAGCUCCCUGCCCCCACCAACGGCCAGACCUUCGUCGCUUUCGACACCGCCUGCUAA
Messenger RNA from Colletotrichum gloeosporioides, 711 nucleotides. RefSeq lists its product as uncharacterized. NCBI's taxonomy places the organism in Eukaryota, Fungi, Ascomycota, Sordariomycetes, Glomerellales, Glomerellaceae. The record is from RefSeq and is a predicted model, not a curated record. Bases 1 to 711 code for a protein of 236 amino acids. The transcript has a single exon.